AUGUCUGACUUCGUUCUUGAUGCUGUUCAAGAGGGUGAAAACGAUGAGUUUGUUGAUGAGUCUUUGAAAGAGGAUAUGGAAAUUGAGCGGAUAAAGGACCGCCUCAAAGAAGUCGAAGAGGAUGCGAACAAGUUGCACAACCUGACAAAUGCAGACAAGUCUUCGAAAAACAAUCUCUCUACCAUGUCAGGAGAAGAGAAAGCUGAGGUUGAUUUACGUUCUAUCUACGUUGGGAAUGUCGACUAUGGGUCUACUGCAGAUGAGUUAGAAGCGCACUUUCGCUGUUGUGGAGCCAUUAACCGCGUUACGAUCCUCUGCGAUCGUUAUACUGGUCACCCAAAAGGUUUUGCCUAUAUAGAGUUUGAAAACGCAGAUGCUAUCGAAGCUGCAGUCGCCCUAGACGACUCAUGUUUCAGAGGUCGCCCGAUCAAAGUGAUGCCUAAAAGGACGAAUAUUCCCGGACUUUCAACAACUGUGCGUGGAUUUAGGCGACCUCGUCGUCGAUACAGCCCUUAUGGUCUUCGUCAUGCCUUUGGUAUGCCUCGAACAAGGACCUCUAGGUUCAGGCGACGUCGUAUUUAUUACGGUGCACCAUAUUGA
This is a messenger RNA of Hydatigera taeniaeformis, 600 nucleotides long. The record is from the annotation of a GenBank genome assembly. NCBI's taxonomy places the organism in Eukaryota, Metazoa, Platyhelminthes, Cestoda, Cyclophyllidea, Taeniidae.